This is a messenger RNA of Schizophyllum commune H4-8, 1449 nucleotides long. RefSeq names its product diphthamide biosynthesis protein. Gene Ontology annotation, molecular function: 2-(3-amino-3-carboxypropyl)histidine synthase activity. Lineage: Eukaryota; Fungi; Basidiomycota; Agaricomycetes; Agaricales; Schizophyllaceae. The record is from RefSeq and is a predicted model, not a curated record. The coding region runs from base 1 to 1449 and encodes 482 amino acids. Gene Ontology annotation, biological process: protein histidyl modification to diphthamide. The transcript is spliced from 11 exons.
AUGGCGGCGGAGAAUACGGCGUUCUCCUCAUCUGGAGAAGAGGUCAUCCAUGCCUCGAUUGAGAUCUCUGACGCCGAACUGCCUGACUCUGUCGACGACCUUGACUCAUACUUCGAUAUUCCUUGGACUGCUGACGAAAUCAUAGCUGGCGGCUGGAAACGUACGGCACUACAAUUUCCUGACGAACUACUACGCUACUCUGUCCCCAUCUAUCGCUCUCUCAUGUCUCGGCUUGGUCCCGGACGCGAGCUCUACGUCCUCGCAGAUACGUCAUAUGGAAGCUGCUGCGUUGACGAAGUCGCCGCCAAGCACGCAGACGUGGAUGCGGUGGUGCAUUAUGGCCACGCCUGCAUGAGCCAAACAUAUCGUCUUCCCGUAAUAUAUGUCUUUGGCAAGAAGCAGAUCGACGUCGAUGAUUGCGUGGCCAAAUUUGUGGCACAGUGUCGUGUGGAGGAUCUCAAAAGACCUGUGGUACUGCGCCAUGAUGUGGGAUACACUCAACAAAUACCGCGAAUACUGUCGAAAUUGCGGGCUCAGCUGGACGACUUGGAGGUUCUCUGCGAAGAAACCCCCACUCGCAUCGAUCCCUCUUCAAGCUCAGAACCCAGACAUCGAACUGCAGCGGAGAACGCCACCAUUCUAUACGUUGGCGGCGAAAGUCUGUCUCUCACAAAUUUGCUCAUGACGCACUCGACUUGCGAUGUCUACUCCUACCUUCCAAAAUCACGCGAAAUACGCCUAGAGUCUGGCAAAACCAACCGCAUGCUCAUGCGACGGUACGCUGCCGUGCAAAAGGCUCGUGACGCCGAUGUCUUCGGUAUUUUGGUCGGGACAUUGGGAGUUGCCUCUUACCUCCCGCUCAUCAAACACCUCCGCGAAACCCUCAAAAAGGCGCAAAAGAAAAGCUACACCAUCAGCGUCGGCAAGCUCAACCCCGCCAAGCUGGCGAACUUCAUGGAGAUCGAGUGCUUUGUGCUCGUGGCAUGCCCGGAGAAUAGUGUGAUAGAGGCGAAGGAAUUCCUCCGACCCAUCGUCACGCCGUUCGAGCUGCAGAUAGCACUACAGGCUGAGCCAGAUUGGACGGGGAGGUAUGUGCUCGACUUUGAGCAGCUACUAGCGGAGAGCAAGGCGGCGGGUGAAGCACCAGGGACCACCAACGGGACGCACACGCAAGAGGACGCCGAACGACCGCACUUCUCCCUCGUUACCGGCAAGUACAAGCAGGCGAGGAGGUUUGGAGUCGAGGAAGAUACCACCGACACGACCGAUGGCUCGUCUGCUGUCGCCCGAUCCGCGGGAAAUGCGUUGGCGAGAUUGGCGGAUAGUGCUGCUCUCCAACACCUACAGUCGCGCUCGUAUCAGGGAUUGGAGCAGCGGUUGGGCGAGGACGCGCCGAGUUUGCUGGAGCAGGGGAGGAGUGGGAUUGCGAGGGGGUACAGCGAGAUCUGA